AUGUUGGAACGGCAAAAAGACUUCCCCAGACUAAGCAACCAUGCCACGGCGAGCUUAGCUUUCACCACAGGUCGUCGCCCAACUAUGGAUCUGGGAGCUACAUUGCGACAUUUUGCUAAGACGGUCUCGGAAUUCCGUACACGAAUUUCCACAGAAGUUCCUCCACGUCAGUAUUACUUUGCGUUAUGGAUUCAGAUUUCGAUCAUAUCGUGUCUUCUUGUGUUAUCUGGGCUUUUUUCUGGACUUAAUCUAGGCUUAAUGUCUCUUACUCCACAAGAGCUUAUGCUUAUUCAAAAGUCAGGAUCUAAAGCUGAGCGUAAAUACGCAGAAGUUAUAUUACCUGUCCGCUCAAGAGGAAACCUUCUCCUUUGCUCUCUUCUUAUUGGCAACGUUUGCGUUAAUUCUGGUAUCUCUAUUCUUUUGGAUAAUCUCACUUCUGGAUAUGUGGCUCUAAUAGCCUCUUCGGCUGGAAUUGUUGUGUUUGGCGAGAUUUUCCCUCAAAGUCUUUGCGUCAAAAAAGGUCUGGCCGUUGGCGCUUACACUAUUUGGAUGACACGUUUCUUUAUGAUAGCUACUUUCCCUAUAGCUUAUCCUAUUUCCAAGGUACUCGAUUUUGUUCUCGGUGAAGAAGUUGUAUCCUAUGAUCGCAAACGCCUAAUGGAGCUUAUUAAAAUGAGUAACGAGGAAGGACUAGUCGAGGAGCUGAAGAUAGCAGUUGGUGCAAUGGAAAUCAGCGACAAAACUGUAGUUGAUGUGAUGACGCGCAUAGACGGUGAUAAAAUCCCUGAAGUCUCUAGUCACCCACCCACACAGUUUGGUGCUUCGGCUAAAAUAAGCCAUUACUCUCCCGCGUCAAAGAGUAACAUCUUUGAGGCCAGGACUGUCAAGAAACAGUUGAUCAGACCUCUGUCAAAAGCUACAGUAGGUCAAAAGAAGGAAUACACUAAACAGGUUGAGUACUCAGCAAUAGAUAAGGGAACUUAUCAGAAAUGCCGAUCAGCCACAGCCCUACUACAAAGUAGCAUAAGGCAAAUAAAAGAGGAAAGAGAAAAUCUCCAAGAAUUAUAUAACGAGGUUAGAGACGAGUAUAAAAACUGCAGAAACAAGUCCGAAAGGAAGGAUUUGAUGAUUGAAAUUGAACAAAUAGAGGAAGAAUCGCAGCUACAAUCUGCGGUAGCUGAAGCAAACGACCUAACGUUCAUGCUAACAGCGCGCCUUGAUGAAACCAAAAGUAUGCGCGAAAUUAUGGAAAUCAAACUGGGAUACAUGUCCCUAAAGCCUCAAAGAGACGAUAACGUCAACAGUGAAGAAAACGAAGAAAUGGAUGGCGAAAUGUAUAACACAAACGAAAAUUGUGUGCGAGACACCACAAUGCCAUCGUGCUCACAAGACAAAUCAAAUUCAGCAUCCACAUGCAAUAGUGGCACAGCCAAAAGGACGCUGAGGUCAAUAAAACCUCCACAAGCCACACUACCAAAAUUUUACGGGAAUUAUGACGACUUCCCAGGAUACUGGGCCAUUUUUGAAGCCCUUGUCCAUAACAGUGAAGAACUGGACACUAUGGAAAAGAUACUCCUACUCAAAGAAAGUUUAAAGGGAAGAGCGCAAACAGCCAUCAAAGGGAUAAAACUCAUUCCUGAAAACUACAAUUGGUUGAUCAAGACUUUACAGGAGAAUUACUCCAAUCACCAGUCUAAUAGAUCACAAAUAGUCAAAAAUUGGUCAGUAUGA
Necator americanus (New World hookworm) is the source of this 1731-nucleotide messenger RNA. RefSeq lists its product as uncharacterized. Gene Ontology annotation, molecular function: transmembrane transporter activity. The transcript is spliced from 9 exons. Bases 1 to 1731 code for a protein of 576 amino acids. Gene Ontology annotation, cellular component: plasma membrane; cytoplasm. Gene Ontology annotation, biological process: transport; intracellular manganese ion homeostasis; magnesium ion homeostasis. The record is from RefSeq and is a predicted model, not a curated record. Lineage: Eukaryota; Metazoa; Nematoda; Chromadorea; Rhabditida; Ancylostomatidae.